UUCGAAUCCGAAUCCGAACAGAAAGCCCAGAGAACACAGGGCGCUGUUUUCUUCUUCGUUGUGCACUCCCUUCCUCUUUGGCUACGGCGGAAACCUAUCGUUCCAGUUGGAGCCACCUUAAACACUCCAACCACCCAUUCCAGUCUCUUGAUUCCUGGUAUGUUGUUAGUCUUCACACUCAUUCAAUUACAAGUCUAAGACUUUUAAAUCUCCCUCUCUUGGGGUUUAAUGGGUAUCCUUAAUUUUCACAAUUCGAAGUCUCUAGAGUUCCAUUCAGUGUUACUGCACUAUCUAUUUCUGGGUCUAUUGGAUUCAUUGAGUUCGGAAAAUUUGGUGUAAUAAUGGGUUUUAGCCAUGAAUUCUAUCUCUCUAUGUGGUCCGAGGUUGGUUCGGAGAACUUGUUCUUAUUUAAUUUCAACAAGCAAACUUAAGUCUUAUUUAAAUUUAAUAAGAAGUUUUUGUAAUGGGAACUCUGAUUUCGGUAGUGGGGAUAGUAAAUGUGAUAGCUUCGAGGAACCUUUGAAGAGAAUGUGGAGUAGCUCAAAUUUUGAUUUUGCUAUGAAUGAGGAACCCGUUGAAACGAAUGUUCGGAGGCAAUUUUCCCUGAGGCAGAGCUUUUUUGAACUUUCAAGGAUCGAUGCUGAAAGAGUUCUUGAGGUUUUGAAACAAGAUGGCCCUGGAUUCGAUUCGAAAUUGACCUUGGAUGAGCUUGACAUUAGGGUUUCAGGGCUGCUUGUGAGGAAAGUACUUACUGGAAUAUUGAAAUCAAUUGAUCAUUCGAAUAAAAUGCGGUGUGCAAAACUCGGGUUUAAGUUUUUCAUAUGGUCUAGCCAGCAGGAGAAUUACAGGCACACUGCAAACAGUUACCAUUUACUGAUGAAGAUUUUUGCAGAGUGUGAUGAAUUUAAAGCAAUGUGGAGGCUAGUCGACGAGAUGAUCGAAAAAGGCUUCCCUACUACAGGUCGAACCUUUAAUCUUUUGAUUUGUACUUGUGGAGAGGCUGGCUUGGCUAGGAAAGUUGUAGAAAAAUUCAUUAAGUCAAAGACAUUUAACUAUAGGCCUUUCAAGCAUUCUUACAAUGCAAUUUUACAUUGCCUUCUUGUGGCAAACCAAUAUAAGCUGAUGGAGUGGGUCUAUCAGCAGAUGUUGGGCGACGGUCAUUCUCCAGAUAUUUUCACUUACAAUGUUCUAAUGUCUGCAAAAUAUAGGUUGGGAAAGCUUGAUCAGUUUCAUACACUGCUUGAUGAAAUGGGUAGAAGUGGUUUCAGUCCAGAUUUGCAUACUUAUAACAUUCUUCUCCAUGUACUUGGCAAAGGAGACAAACCACUUGCAGCUCUAAAUCUUUUGAAUCAUAUGAAAGAAGUUGGUUUUGAUCCGGGGGUUCUUCACUUCACCACCUUGAUAGAUGGAUUCAGUAGGGCUGGGAACUUGGAAGCUUGCAGAUAUUUUUUCGAUGAAAUGGUGAAGAACGGGUGUGUGCCAGAUGUUGUUAGUUAUACUGUAAUGAUCACAGGGUAUGUUGUGGCUGGGGAGCUUGAGAAUGCUCAGAAAAUGUUUGAUGAGAUGAUCACAAAUGGCCAACUUCCAAAUGUAUUCACCUACAAUUCUUUAAUUCGUGGACUGUGUAUGGCUGGUAAAUUUAAGGAGGCAUGUGGGAUGCUUAAGGAUAUGGAGUCCAGGGGUUGUAAUCCAAAUUUUCUUGUUUACAGUACCUUAGUGAGUAAUUUGCGAAAUGCUGGGAAGCUUUCUGAAGCUCACAAAGUUAUAAAACAGAUGGUGGAGAAGGGGCAAUAUGCUCAUCUUCUCUCAAAGUUCAAGGGAUACAAAAGAUGUUAAUAUGGCAUAAAUUAUUGAUGGAGUUCUUCUGAUAUUCUCCUGUGAAAGAACUUCGCUCUAGCCUCGUGCGUGCAGCCGCUCUGAAUUGACUCUAUGUAUUUGCUGCCUGUACCACUUGUCAAGCUAAAGAGUGAAAUUGAAACCAUGGAACUUUUUAACGCGAUCAAUUCGGAUUCCACGGCAGACUCCAGUAGUUCAUAAUAAGCAUUUGGUUUAGGAACGACAAGCUCUGGCCUCUGUUGUGCAUAACCUCUUAUGUAGGUCAGUCACCAUUGCCCUCAUAAAUUCAAGUAACACCAGUUUCAGGCUGUCAAUCAUUAGACUGUAUAAUUCGUUUUUGUAAAAGAAAAUGUCAAUAACUCUCAAUGCUGAUUUGUAAGUUCGUUUCAUUCACUCUUGGUAUCGAAGUUGUCUCUUACUCAUUCACCAACUUGAUGCACUUCAACCAAGUCGAUCAAAUAGCAAAGGAAAAGAAAAAGGGAAUUUGAAUACAAUUUCCAUUAUUGAAAAAGAGUUCAUCUUGUAUUGUCAGCAAACGUCAUUACUAUCUAAUAUUGCCAUAUUGGUAGAACUAUCUAUCUGGGAUUAUUGUAUUUAGAAUCUAAAAA
Molecule: messenger RNA, 2444 nt
Organism: Cannabis sativa
Lineage: Eukaryota; Viridiplantae; Streptophyta; Magnoliopsida; Rosales; Cannabaceae
Product: pentatricopeptide repeat-containing protein At1g55630
Exons: 2
Coding region: 355-1836 (493 amino acids)
Molecular function (GO): protein binding
Source: RefSeq, a predicted model, not a curated record